AUGACGGCAAGCCAAUCUCAACUUCCCUUCGAUGUGAUCCCUGAUGUGGAUUUGGACACUAUACUGGAUUCGCUGAUUAAUCAUCUUCGCGAAGGCUUCAACACUCCUGGCAGGUACGUGAAUAUAGAACGGCGGGACAUAGAAUUGGUGUGUUCAAAUGUUGUGGGUAAAUUCAUGAAUGAGCCGAUGAUGCUUGAACUCGAGUGUCCCGUCACCAUCAUUGGUGACGUUCAUGGACAAUUCUUUGAUUUGUUGCGAAUUUUUCACCAAAUCGGUUUUCCACCUGAACAGCAAUACCUUUGUCUUGGUGACUACGUGGAUCGAGGUCCACAAUCGAUUGAAACCGUCACACUCUUAUUUGCCUACAAACUGAAGUAUCCACACAACAUCUACCUGUUGCGAGGCAAUCAUGAGUGUGAGCGGCUAUGCAAAACAUAUGGCUUUAAGAGGGAAAUUGUCGAACGCUACAAUGAUCCCAAAAUGCUCGACAACUUCGUAGUUGCCUUUAAUCAUAUGCCUAUUGCAGCAUUGAUUGAUGAUAGUUUCUUAUGUAUGCAUGGAGGCAUCUCAAAGGAGCUCAUGAAGCCCAAUGUAACAGAUCUUCGAGGCGCCAUCAAUAGCAUACCCAGACCCGUGGACGUGCCCCUUAAAGGAUUGAUGUGCGACCUACUAUGGUCUGAUCCAAUGCCAGAGAAGCAUCCUUCAUCGAUGGGAUGGGAAAGAAAUCCGAGGGGAUGCAGCUACUUAUUUGAUUGCAAUGUGUUGCUCUCCUUCGUCGAAAAGUACAACAUCGUACAAAUCUUUCGAGCACACCAAUAUUUCCGAGAAGGUUACAAACGCUUCCAUGCGCGACUUAUGUCCAUUUUUUCUGCCCCAAACUACAUGAACAGCCUCAACAACAAUGGCGUUAGUGUAACGUUAUCCAAAGGUGAACUUGGAUACCAAGCAAAAUUAACCGUUUUCAAACCAUCAAGGGUAGACUACGUGGUGCCUUUCAUGGUGUAA
Molecule: messenger RNA, 1005 nt
Organism: Hydatigera taeniaeformis
Lineage: Eukaryota; Metazoa; Platyhelminthes; Cestoda; Cyclophyllidea; Taeniidae
Source: the annotation of a GenBank genome assembly